Messenger RNA from Fusarium venenatum, 948 nucleotides. RefSeq lists its product as uncharacterized. Lineage: Eukaryota; Fungi; Ascomycota; Sordariomycetes; Hypocreales; Nectriaceae. The record is from RefSeq and is a predicted model, not a curated record.
AUGAAGGCUGGUUUCGCACUCGCAGUUGCCAUCCUCGGCGCUGAGGUCUAUGCUUUCCCCCAGUUUAUUCCUCCCAAGUCCAACUACGCUCUUCGUCCAGGCACCACCAACAACCACCAGGACAGCAACACCAACAGCAAAUUCGCUCCCGCGCCCAACAAGCACGCUGCUGGUUCAGCCAUCAAGUUCUCCGGCAACCAGUCAGGCAACAAGAACAAGGAUACCGUGCCCGGCUUUGUCGCUGUCAAGGGUGGUACAUCCAGCAAGCGUGCUGUUGAUGCCGAUGAUGAUGACGAUACCUACGAUGUCCCCAAGGGAUCUCAGGAUGACGAUAGCGGUGAUGAUGGAGUGAUGUUCACUACCUUCGCUGCUCCUCACGCCAAGAUCGGUACCAUCAAGAAGGAGGAGAGCUCUGGCGAUGAUGAUGAUGCUGCUGAUGAAGAACCUGCUGCUUCUGAUGCUGCUACUACCAAGGACCGCAAUUUCAAGGCCCCCAGCACAAAGAAGCAAAACGGCAAGAAGCAGAAGCACACUGGAGAUGAUGAUUCAGCCACCAAAACUGAUGACCACCCCAAGGCUACUUCUUCUCCUAGCAAGAGCAAGUCAGAUGACAAGAAGGCGACCAAGCAGGCAGAGAAGGAUUCCAAGCAAGCCGCAAAGGAUGCUAAGAAGGCUGACAAGAAGAAGCACUCUGGUGAUGAUGACUCUGCUUCCAAGACCGAGGACAAGCCCAAGCCCACUGCUUCUCCUGCUGCUAGCAAGAAGAAGACCAGCAAGUCCUCCUCCGCCAAGAAGACUGAGAAAGACUCUGGCAAGAAGAAGCACUCUGGGAGUGAUGAUUCUACCAGCAAGACUGCAAAAGAUGAUCACAAGUCAACUUCUAAGAGCACCAGCAAGAACCAGGCCAAGACUGAGGCUCACAAGAAGCACGUUUCCAAGCACUCUUAG